UUUUGACAAAAAGGGAAUUCAAAAAGGACAGGCCGAAGAGCCUGUCGAAAUGAGAAGACAAGAUGGUAGUUGUGCACACAAGAUGGCCGAUGAGCCCACUAAGGUGACGUACUCCGACGGGUCGCUGACCGCGGCAAUGGUGGCGUGGCGGCCGGAUUUGCUGGCGUGCAGCGCUGAGAGUAGCUGCAUUGCCUGUGCUGCGAGCAACGGCAUCUUGACAGGAAACGGCAAGAAAGAGUUUUGCUGCAAGGACUCAAAGACCUUUUGGCAAACUUGGAAACAGCUCAUGGACACCCUGGAGCAAGGCAAUGCGCCCACAGGCAACGUAGCCUGUGUCACGACUAAGGAUGCGGUGCAACUGCGUGCACUUGCUGAAACUCACCAGAUCGAGGUUGAUCUGGCUUUGGUUUUGGUCGACUUACCUACGGGUUUCGAGGCCUUUGGAGAUGUCACUCCUCCUGGUCACAAAGGGGGAAUUUGGACGUUUAAAGCUGUUUGGUCUGGAAGCGGAAAUGCUUCUUGCAAGGUUCUGGAAAUAGGGGCGGCUAAACCGUUGGUUAUUUCACCUUGGUUGCCCGCGCCCCUUAAGAAACCUUUUACAGAACCGCUCUGGGGUGCCAAAGGUUGGAUCACCAGAGCGCAAUCUGCAGAGGAGGUGCAGGCCGAAGAAAAGGAUGCUGAAAUGCCGGAUUGUCCGGCGACCCUAACGGACGAGACGCAACAGUCCCAGCCUGAAGCUAGUCAGGGACAAUCCAACAAAAAGGGUCCUGAUGGCUCCUCAAAUGGUAGUCCCGAAAAGAAAAAAGUCAGAACUAGUGGUUUUUCUGCUGACAAGAAAACAAAAGUCACGGAGGACUUGGACAAACUAGGACCUGACGGGGUCCCACAGUGGGACCUGGGAGGUUUUGGUGACUGUGGCUUCCGUUGCUUGGUUGCCGCACAAAGCUUGCGAAACGGAAAAAAGAAGGAGGAUGUGGUUCAAAACAUAGCCAAACUGGCUCUGUCCUUUCGUACCAAGACUACUCUGUUUCUGGCUCAAAACGAUUCCUGGCAUCAGAGUUGGUUUGCUGACCCAGAGGCUACGGAGGUAACUGAAGGUGGUGAUGUCCCCACUGACGUCUCUUCCUACUUGCAAGCCUGCAAACGAAACAACAAAUGGUUUGACAGUUUUAACUGCUUUGCCGCUGCUGAAGUGUUGGAAAGCGAAGUAGUGGUUUUCAAACACUUGCAUGGUCAAUGGGUUUACUUUCAGAAGUUCGUCCCCUCCAAGUGCAGCAGCAAGGAGCCUAUUCCUUUGUUUUUGAAAAAUGGUCAUUUUCAGACCAUUGAUCCGUCUGUGCCUUUGCCUUCGCAUUGGCACGACUUUGACCCCAAGGAUGUUGGUCCGGCGCUCAGUUUUUUGGGCGGCGGUAAAAGAGCUUAUGCGGGCAGUGCCCGCGGUAGCACUACGAAGUCGGCCAAGACGGGGAAGUCUGACAGCCUGUUCUGGAAUCCGACCGGUGUCUCCUACUUCGACCAAGUUCCGACCCCAGAAGCAUCUCAGGCUGCGGUCACAGGCGAGGCCAAAAACCCUGGACCUGGCCGCGCCCUCAGGAGUGAUUCGUACAAUCCUCGGCUGCUGGUCUUAAACACUGGUGGUAGUCCUGGAGCUUGGCGGCUCCUGUCGGAAGAUUUUUUGGACGCUGACCUGGUGGCUCUGCAAGUUACGGCACAAACAAUGGGCCGUCGUGGGCGAUUUCAAUGUGGAUUGGCAACAGUGCCUGGAGGACAUGUGGGGCCACCUGCACAAUACGUCAGCGAUCCCAGUCCUGGUGAGCAUGUGCGUCGGUUGCGACGCAGUUUAGCUCGUGCCUAUGAGGCGUUGCAGUUGAUUCAUGACUAUUGGACUCACCAAUGGAGUGGGGUACGUCCUGAUUCAACCGAGGCCUCCAAAAAAUUGGCUCAGGAUUUUGGGCUCUUCUCCACGUCCCAGCCUUGGACCAAUAUCAGCCAAGGUGAACUUUGGCAGGCUGUGAGGAACAGCAAUGGGUCAGCAGGGUGUGACGGUUGGAGCGGUUCCGAGCUUAAGCAUUUGCCAGUGUGGACGCAUCAGGUUCGAUGGCUGCAGUAUGAUGGCCACACAGCGGCUCAAACUCUGCCAGCCCAUCGAGCUAUGCCUCAGGGCGACCCGCUUUCUCCACUUUUAAUGGCGGUUUGGGUUAGCUCAGGUCUUCGGGCCAUUCAACAAGAAGGUACAGCUGAAUAUUCCUGCUACAUGGACGACCGCACCUUUUGGACUCAAGAUGUGGAUGGGGCUUUGGACCGCAUUCUGAAGUGGCAGGCAUGGAGCAGAACCCUCGGGAUCAAGGAAAAUCCCAAUAAGACUCAAAUCGUUGCAAAGACUCGGAGGCAGCAUCAAGAAUUGCUGAGCAAAGCACCACAAUGGGCAAAGAGUGAAAUUAAAAUUCUUGGAACCAGUUCGGUCACUCAGACGCGUAACCUCACUGACGUCGAAAAUUCACGAAUUGCCGAUGCCAUGGCGCGUGCCAGAAUUUUGGCUAGUCUCCCACUGGCAUGGUCGCGAAGAAUCCAAGCAUUUCAUGCAUUCGUCCUUUCCAAGGCUGCUUUUGGAUGGGUUGGCAGAUCUCCUACGGCAGAAGUGGUCAACAAGUUAUUUAACACUAUGACUGUCUCAAUGGCCAGUCAGCGGUGUGGUGCCAGAGCACUCAAAAAAAUGUUCUUUGGAGCAAACACUUUCCUCAGUCAGGUGCUGGUCACCCGACGUUUGGCCAGAAUGCACCGGCUUUUAAAGAAAGAUCCCGGGAUGGCAUGGCAUAUGAAGCCGUUCACGCCUGUGGCUCUGCUCCGGAAGGAUAUGACAAACUUAGGUUUUUGCGAAAAGGAGCCGUGGGUCUGGAAAGUCGAUGAAGACUGGUUUCAGCAUGUUCCAAGAGAUGAACAAGUAGUGGACCUCAGGCAUGAUGCUGGGUAUGGAAUUCCCCAAUUGCUGCACGCCUGUCGAGAGGCAUUUAGGCGCUCUUGUCUCCUGGAAUUUCUGGCGCAUCCUAAGCGUCGGGAUGCUACCAAUUUCAGAGAAAAUCAUGAGGAAGCCGCUUUGAAAGCAGCGUACUCCGAAAUCGACUUUCGUCGAACCAGAACUUUUGCGGAAGCUUUGAGUUCAUGCAGAAACCUGUUCCUGGGUGCAUUCAUGAGUUCGGCAUGUCUUUAUCGUGCUGAUCGAAAAGAGGAUUUAGCUGGCCUUGGU
This is a messenger RNA of Cladocopium goreaui, 3244 nucleotides long. Lineage: Eukaryota; Dinophyceae; Suessiales; Symbiodiniaceae. The record is from the annotation of a GenBank genome assembly.